CUAAAAGUGGGUUCUGUGAUAGAUAUCCAAGGAGCAUUUUGACUGGUCACUGACUCCAGUCUACAACAACUCAAAAACAAGUAGGCUGAUAAAUGAUGUAGACUUGCCUCUAAUGUAGACUGUGUUGCAGGAAUAAGAUGAUGUAUGACUCCAAUAAGGAGCCAGAAUAUUAUUUUACUUGUUUAUAUAAUGAGCCUGAUAAUCUGUACUGAUUGGGGUCGAGGCAUUAAUUUUACAGUUAAAGGCAGUCUCUGGUUGUAAAGAAAGUUAGACAGCCUCUGAUUUAUGGUGUAUCAUAGUGUAUUGUGUAAACGCUUUUGAGACUGCGGAAGACGUCAUCAUCCAACCAGCCAAUGAGCUGCCAGGAUUUUGCCGCUGUUCAGAGCGCCAUGUUUCAAGAGUGACGCCUUCAGUGUAUUUUAGCAUAAACACAGUGUGGCUAGUUUUAACCAGAUAAUGAGUUGGUUAUUGACUUCUGUAACGUCGACAUGAGAUAAAGUCGAGCACUCGAAGAGAAACUAGGGUUUUUAUUACUGAGGCUUUACAAGUUUAAAGUUUAUGUUUAAAAGCUUAGCUAGCUGGCUGUUUGUCGUUGGCUUAGUUACCUGCUGAAUGCGUUGACUUGACUGCGAUGCUAACAGCUACCUUAAUGUUUAUAAACUGCAUUACCGACUGAAAGAGAUGAAAUUACGGAAAAUUUUGGAUAAAAGUUUGGAUAUUUUAUUCCUGUGUUAGAGACGCUAGCUAGUGAUGUCCAUCGAUUUUGAUAGCGCUGCUUUACAAACGCAGCAGGAAGAGGAGGAGGAAUAUGAUCAGGAGGACUACGCAAGGGAGCAGGAGCUGCAUAAGCUCUUGACUGACCUCCCAGAUGAUAUGCUGGAGGAUAGUCAUGACUCCUCGCCAGAGCUGGACUACUCAACCUGCAGUCCUCAAAGAGACAAUGACCGACCACAGCAUGCUUGGAAUGGACAGUCUGAUCAACCACAACCUCCUUCUGCUGAGACGAAUCCUGGGGAUGCCUAUGACCAGUCCGACCAUCAGGGUUAUAUGUAUGACCAUAGCCGUAGUCAUGCUCAUCACCUCCAGGGUAGGACAGAACAUUUAACCCAUGGCUGGGAUACACAUCAGGGCCAGAACUUUCAGUAUGAGUCUGGAGAAUACGUCUACUCCUCUACUGGAACAGCAGAAUCUAAUGGUACCAACAACAACUCUGCUGAGGAGGACUAUGAUCAGGAAGCUUACCCACACACAGGUCAUCACUCUGGACCAGAUGGCCAAGACUAUGGAGAACAUGCCAAUGUCAGAAACUACUUUCAGAAGUUUGAUAAUGGCAUAACUAAUGGCCAAGAUGUCGACUGUUACAAAGCCAGCUACCAGCCACAUAAGCCAGCAAGACAAGCAAAUAUGUUCAACAUUCAAUCAUCUCAUCAAAAUGGCCACUUUGACCAGCUGCAAAGAGACUUUCUUGAUUCAUCACCAACUAGUAUUGAUGCCCAGGAAUAUGCUCAGCUGAAGAUUUUAAACAAGGCUCAACUGAGGCAGAUUGAAGAUCUGGAGCAGAAACUGGAAGAUAGCAGGCGUAAAAUGAGAUAUCUUGAACAUCAGUUUGCCAUUGUAAAAGAUGAAAAGGAUGGGCUGACAUUGUCACUGAAGGAGUCCAGUCAUCUCAUAGAGGAGGCAAAAGAGAGGGAGUCUCGACUACAAGCGAAAGUCAUGUCUUUGGAGCGACAGAUUCAGACCCUUACAGAGAGAGAACAGGAGAACAUGAAGAAGCAGUGUGCUGCAGAGGCAGCAGUAGACAGUCUGCAGCAGCAGAUGGUGGAGCUGUGUCGCUCUGACACGCUGACACGAGCACGGGAGCAGCAUGACAGAGACAUGGCUGCCAUGAAGGAACAGUAUGAAGCUAGAGUGCUUGCCCUACAGCAAAACUUAGACACACAUGGUCAAAGUCUGGAGGAGCAGGUGCAGGUGGCCCAGAGGCUGCGGGAGCAGGUGAGGCAGCUGGAGAGGCAGAGAGAGGAAGAGCAGGUGGACCGAGCUGCAGUCAUCAAUGCCCUCACGCAGCGUUUGGAGGAGAGCCAGCAACAGUGUGCCAAGCUGCUUCAAACUGGGUGUGUGCAAGAGAUGAGCCAGAUGCAGAUAAAACUACAGCAGGCCCAGUCUAGUCGUAACAUAAGUGAGAACAUGAACAAAGUGCUGCAAGAAGAGUUAAAUGAGUUGAAAGAGCAGAUCACCCUGUAUGAGUCUGCUGUGAAGGUUGGAGCAGUUUCUUUUGACUCAAACCCAAACUGGGAAAAUCAGCUCUCUGAGUCCUACAUAGAUCUUGGCAUUAAGAAAGUUAACUGGAAAGAUGGCAGAAAACACAGCACUCCUGUCCUGUCAGACUCUAGCCUGCCUAAGGAGGACUUGGUGAAAGAGCUGAAGACUGAGCUGCAGCGGUGUCUAGUGCAACUGAAAACGAAAAGAGAGAAGAUCUCCCGCAUACAGAAGGAGCUCCACAUCUCACAGAAUAAUGUGGAACAGCUACAGACCCAGCUAAAAGGAGCUGAGAAAAAUGCUAAAGACUCUGUGGUGAGAGAAAGCAGCCUAGAAAAGCUUUUGGAGCAAUCAAACUUGACCCCUCACAAAGAGGUUGCAAGACUGGAAGAGGAACAACAACAACUCCUGAAGCGAGUAGAGACACUCGAGUUGAGAAAUAAGGAGCUGAAGCAGAGUGAGGAAAAGGUGAAAGCAGCUAAUUCUGAGCUCUGCACCAAGAUGAGAGAGAUGAUUCAGGAGCUGGACCAGGAGAAACAGGAGGCUGCAGAGAGGUAUGAGAGAACCCAGCAGCAGUACAGAGAUGAUGUGGUUCAGCGCGUUCGUGCAGAACUCACCCAGGAACACACAGCUCACAUCGAGCAGCUUACUGCCCAGCAUCAACAGCACAUCCAGCAGCUGGAAUCUAAAUUAGCUGACCUGAGUCAAGAAGUAUUAGCUGUGCAGGAAUGUUACCUCUCUGUUUGCAAGGAAAAGGAUAAACUUGAGGAAAACCUUAAGAGCAGAAUUGAUGAGGAGAGAAACCUGAAAGACAUCGAGGUAAAGAGACGACAGGAGAUUGAGGAGGCUCAGGAGAAGCAGAAGGCAGAUUUUGUCUCCCAACACCAGGAGGCUGUUGCCCAGCUUAAGGCUCAGUGGACCAAAGACAAAGAGGCGGAGAUACAGUUGCAGGUCGCUAAGCAGCUAGCCUCUGCCAAAAAGAGCUGGCAAGAAGGACAGCAAGAAGUGGGUGGCAAAUUUACUAAAUAUAAUGGACUUGUAAAAAUUACAAGCAAUUUUUUCAGCACAGUGUUGGUUUGUGUAUUUGUGCUUGAGUAUGUGUCCUUAAUCUCACUCACUCAGUUGGAAAAGAAGUGGGAGCGAAAACUGGAAGAGGCCAUGAAAGAAAGAAAAAAAGCCAAAUCUACAGAAACGCAGGAUGCCUCCUCUCAGACAGACACUGUGGAUUCUGUGACCCAGCUUCUCUCCCUGGAGCAGCUGGAGGACAGACUCCGUGCCCAGAGGAUGGCGCUGCAGCGAGAGUCAGACAGCAAGCUUACCAAAGCAGUGGAGGAGGCAGUGAGAGGCAAAGAGAGAGAGCUGCAGCAGAAACAUGUACAGGAUAUGACAUUGCAGGUUGAAAUGGCUGUGUCUAGGGCUCGUAAUCGCUGGCUCCAAGAGAUGUCCUCCCUCCCUGAGUACAAAGCCAGUUUGCAGACAGAGAAAGAACAGUGGGAGACGCUACAACAGCAACACAUUCAAGAGCAGGUGUCCUCAGCAAUAAAAGCAGCUGAAGACAAAUGGCAGGAGACAAUGAGUAGAAAAUGCAAGGAACUAGAGGACUAUGUGCGCAGAAACCAGGAGCUUCAGGAGCAGGUGAACUGCUUGAACAUGCAGCUGGAGCAUUCUGGUGAGGAGCAGAAGGCACUCCUCAAAGCUGAGCUCUCUGCAGCCAGAGCUUUGUGGAACACUGAAAAGCAGGAAGAGAUUUCAUGCCUUAAGAUGCAACUCCAGAGGGACCAAGAGAGCCUAAAGGAAAAGCAUCAGGCACAGCUGGAGAGAAAAAUAGAAGAGACUCGGGAGGAGACUCUCAGACAGGGGCAAGCACAUCUACAGGAAACCAUGCGGAGCAAGGAGCAGGAGUGGAGGAGUCAGCAACAGCUCCAGUUGCGGGAGGAACGACAGCAAUCGAUGGAGGAGGUGCUGGCCGAGUUAAAGGAGGUGCUGAAGGAGGUCCAGGAGUGGAGAGAAGUUGCUGAGGAGCAAGGUAGCAGGGAAAGAGGCGUGAGAGCCAGACUGAGGCACAUGUGCAGAGAGGCGCUGGCCGAAGCUGUAGCCAACACCAAGCAGGAGUCGGUGAAGAGCAGCGAGGAGAAGUUGCGGCAUGUGCUGAAGGAAACCCAAGAGCAACAUGAAAAGGAGCUCAAUCAUAUACGUAGCUCCUUGGUCCAAAGGAAAGAAAGUGUCUGUAGCGGCAAGAGUUGUAAUGACACCAUAGGCAGACUCCAGAAGAAGAGUCAGGAGCUUCAGAGGCAUCUGGAGAAGGCCUGUCGUCAGCUCCAGCACACGGUCCGAGAGCACAAGAGCACGUUGCACAAACUCAAAGAAGAGCAUGAAGAAAUUUUGCAAAAAGAGAAGGAAGCCCAUGCAAAAGCGGUGGAGCAGGCUAAAUUGUCUGCAUGCAAGGAUGGUGCAGUCAGUCAACAAAAUCUUCAUGCUGGCCUUGAAGAAAUGAAUGAACAAUAUAUGAAAGCUGUGCAAAAAAUAAGAGGUGACAUGCUGAGCUACAUGCAGGAGAGCAAAGAGCGAGCAGCUGAGCUGAUCAGAGCCGAGGUCCUGAGAGAGAGGCAGGACACGGCCCGCAGGAUGCGCAGGUACUACCUCACCUGCCUGCAGGAGCUCCUGGAGGAGGGGGGCCAGGCCAAUGGUGCUGAGAAGAAAAUCAUCAAUGCUGCCAGUAAACUGGCUGCCAUGGCCAAAGUGCUGGAGACACCUGUAGCAAAAAAGAAAUUUCAAAGAAAUCAGGAUGUACAAGAACCAUCAUCAAACUCUAAAGUUGACCAUCCUGCCAAAGUGUUGUGUGCUGCAUCAAGCCAAAGCCAUUCUGCCAGAAAGUCCCAUAAAGUUUGCAGGAAUGAGCAAUGGCAGCAGAUGAAGGUCCUCACUGAGACCAGCUCUGCAGCCCAAACAGCCAAAAUGAAAACUACAGGCAAGGCCUCUCAGCCUGACUUUAAGUCUGUGAAGACGAAUGCUGCUAAUGGUCCUGAAGUAAAAGAACCUGCCACCCCACAGACACUCCACUCUUGUGAUCCCAAACCCUUCUGUGAUUUUGCUUCAUCUAGUGCACAUUUUAGUACUGUUAGCUCUGUUAAUGUGACAUUGAGGAAGCAUAGCAGGGAGGAGUACCUGAUGGGGACAGAAGCUGGAAAAGCCAGUGAGCGUUUUACUCCUCAGGUGACUGCUGAGUCUUUCCUGAUUGAAGAGGCGCCUGUGAGAGAUGAUAGCCAGAGUGACUGGAGUUUAUCCAGUAAUGGAUCCACUUUUACCAACAACAUACAUCUAACCUCCUCCUACCCCAGCAAAAAUCCAGGGCCAAUGAACUCAUUGACUGGCCCUACUGUCGAUGAUCUGGACUUUGGAGGCAUCAUAGGUGAUAACUCUGAUGUAACUGUUUACAAAGAGAUUGCCAGAAAGCCAUCUGGAGUGAAACCUAAGAAGCAUGCAGGCAUUAAAAUGACUAAGAGCAGGGAGCCAAUCCCAGGCUCAGAGGAUGAAGCGAUCCGUAAAGCAUGUCCUAAGAGUUUACUCUCACAAUUCAAAAUAUGUCAGCAGGACAGUGGGUUUGACAGCCCAGUGUCUCUGAUUCAGAAAUAAAAUGGUGCUGUCCUAAUAGAUUUUAUAUAUAUAUUGUGUGUGUGUGUGUGUGUGUGUGUGUUUGUUAGCCAGUUUCGCUGUGAUUUGACUGAAUAUUGAUGUGUUAAGUGAUUGUCAGGAUUUCUUAGUUAAACUGUUUUUGUACUGCCUUUUGUGAAUUAAAGUUUAAACACCUCACUAAAAUGUCUGAUAUUCCAAAAACCUUAAUGCUGGUCAUAUGUCUGAAAGCAUGCAAUUUGCAUUUAACAUGCUAUUUUAAAUCCAUUAAAAUAUUUAUACUUUA
Messenger RNA from Pangasianodon hypophthalmus (striped catfish), 6172 nucleotides. It is a transcript of the gene cep152, whose product is annotated as centrosomal protein 152. Bases 751 to 5889 code for a protein of 1712 amino acids. The record is from RefSeq and is a predicted model, not a curated record. The transcript is spliced from 28 exons. Gene Ontology annotation, biological process: centriole replication. Gene Ontology annotation, cellular component: centrosome. NCBI's taxonomy places the organism in Eukaryota, Metazoa, Chordata, Actinopteri, Siluriformes, Pangasiidae.